CCGCGCCAGUCCGCAGAACUCGCCUAGACGCCUACAGUAGACACACACACGACACGGGCAAACCCGCACAACGGCACAAGCAAACCGCAGCUCCCAGCGUGCUCGCCAUCUCACCGACCGUGCCGCCGGCAACAAGUCAGUGAGCAACUCGCCAUGGCAGCAGCGUCGUCCACCACGCCGCCGUUCGACGGCCGCGUCGCGAUCGUCACCGGCGGGUCUCGGGGCAUUGGCCGCGAGGUGUCCUCCCACCUCGCCGCGCUCGGCGCACGCGUCGUGGUCAACUACGCCUCCAACCCGGGCAAGGCCGAGGAGCUCGUCGCAGAGCUCGCCUCGCGCGGCCUCCGCGCCGUGGCCGUGCGCGCGGACGUCUCCGACCCGGCCGCCGUGCGCGCGCUCUUCGACCGCGCCGAGGAGGCCUUCGGGUCCCCGCCGCACAUAGUGGUCGCCUGCGCGGGCAUCAUGGACGCCAAGUACCCCGCGCUGGCCGACACCGCCGUGGAGGACUUCGACGCCACGUUCGCGGUGAACACGCGCGGCAAGUUCCUGGUGUGCCGGGAGGCCGCCCGGCGCAUCCCUCCCAACAGCGGUGGGCGCAUCGUGACGUUCUCGUCGUCGACGGUCGCCGUGCUGACGCCGGGUUACGCGGCGUACGCGGCGUCCAACGCCGCCGUGGAGGCGAUGACGAGGAUCCUGGCCAAGGAGGUGGCGGCCAAGGGGAUCACGGCCAACGUGGUGGCGCCGGGCCCUGUGAACACGGACCUUUUCUUUGCCGGGAAGGAUGAGGCGUCCCUAGAGAGGGUGAAAAAAACCAUAGGGCGUAUAGCCGAGACGACAGAGAUCGCGCCCGUGGUGGCGUUCCUGGCGAGCGAGGCCUCGUCCUGGGUGAACGGUCAGGUUAUCAGGGUCAACGGGGGCGUCGCGUGAGUGCGCCGCUCGCUGAAAAUUUUACGUUGUGUUGGUGUGCUGGCAUGCGUUGAUAGUAGCAGUAUCUGUAUGCGUCAUUCAUGAUAUUUUUGUCUAGCCUGGUUUCAUAGUACUACCAUGUUACAAGUAUUCAGCGGUGCCAUGUAUUUCUCAACACGUCAAUCUAUGUGACUGAGUAAAAAAAGUUGUUCA
Messenger RNA from Sorghum bicolor (sorghum), 1116 nucleotides. RefSeq names its product NADPH-dependent aldehyde reductase-like protein, chloroplastic. The record is from RefSeq and is a predicted model, not a curated record. The transcript has a single exon. Lineage: Eukaryota; Viridiplantae; Streptophyta; Magnoliopsida; Poales; Poaceae. Bases 154 to 924 code for a protein of 256 amino acids.